CUGGUGUCAUGGAGAUGACAUCGGAGCAGCGGCCCAUCUUGACGUCCAUCUUGACAUCGUCCGCCACCUCGUCGCGAAACAGCACCCCAAGGAGCACCACUUCGUCCACGAGCAUCACGAUCCCACCCCUGAAGCGCCGCGUGUCGUUCACAAACCAUGGCGACCCUGAGCAGCCAAUUCCGGACAAGCUCGAAGAUCUUCUCGAAGCGGACUCGAAUCGGGCGUCUACCGGACGGUCCUUCAUUCCCGAUCAAGCGACAACGACGGCAAUUGUGACAAAAACCACCGAUUUGCACGACGCAUGCCGCCGCCUGGACGUUAACUAUGCAGCAAUGUGCCUCUUGCACGUGUCUCCGGAUUCCGUCAACUAUCGGUGCGAGGAUGGUGGGUUUUCCGCUCUAUGUCUACUUGCGAUGGCCCCCGACACGCAUUUCAACGUCAGUCUCCAGUUGGCCCAGAUGGUUACCCAACACGGUGCCAACGCAACCGUACCAGACCCUCAAGGGUUCACUCCACUGCACUGGUGUGCUGCCGUCGGCAACGUCGUGAUGCUCGAGCACCUCAUCACAACAUUUCCAUCUUCCAUCGACCUUCCCGGCGGCAAUGGAGACACAGCAUUGCACCGUGCCUCUCGCUUUGGUCACGUCGAUUGCAUUCGACUGCUGCUCCACCACGGGGCGUCUACAACAUCGUGCACACCAGACUUGCAGACACCGUUAGACGUCGCUGGCUUUGCCAAUGGAUCGACCGUGUACGAAGCAUCGAGAGCGGCUGCGCUAUCUUGUUUCGUGGGAACGCGGCCAUGGCUCAAGACACUUGUGCUGCACCAUCCCGACUGCCAAGAGCACAAAGCAGUCGAGUCGCACCAGGAAUCGCCACUUCGAAUCCACGCCAUCCUCGACCCCAUCCGUGCUAACCAAGACAAGAAGUGGAUGCACGACCUAAUCGACAUCUCGUCCGAUUUUGCCUUUGCCUCCAUGGCCAUCGUGCGCCGCGUGCACAGCGCCAAGUACGUCGACACCCUCAAGUCGCUGCAUUACCAGGUGCAAUCGCACUGUGUCGGGUUCAUGGCGCUCACGCCGCGCCUUCAAGUGCAUGUCCAAGGAACGGCCGCCGACCAGGCCAAGCUCGAGGCCAUCUGCGACACGAGCUUCAGUCGGGGAACGCUCAAAGCCGCGCUGAGGGCUGCUGGCAGUGUCUGCCAUGCAGUUCAGUCUGUCAUGAAGGGCGAACACCGCAACGCGUUCUGCAUCGUACGACCACCGGGCCACCAUGCUGGUUGGAGCGGGCUGCUGAAGGACUCGAUCUCGUGCGGGUUUUGCAUAUUGAACAAUGUGAUGAUUGGUGCCCAGUACGCAUUGGACUCGUUUCCGCAUGUGAAGAAGGUCGCGAUUGUCGACUUUGAUGCCCAUCACGGCAACGGUACCCAGGACAUCCUGACGCAGCAGCCGCGACCGAACGUCCUCUUUGUGUCGCUUCACCUCUUCGCGGAAGGUUUCUACCCUGGUAGCGGCGGCGGCCAUGACUACGCCCGCAACAUUUACAACGUUCCCAUCAACCCGAUGUGGUCCCAUGGCAAAGACAAAGGGAGUUCGGCUUUCCGACACAAGAUCACUCACGUCGUGCUCCCAUUGUUGCGUGCGUUCGGCCCCGACCUCAUCCUUGUCUCUGCUGGCUUUGAUGGGUGCCACCACGACAUCGGCAACAAACAGUAUGGCCAGAGAGAUGGACCAGUGGGGUUGGACCUGACCCCUGGGGACUUUCACUGGGUCACGACUCAGCUCAUGUACAUGGCCAAUCUUUGCUGCAAUGGACGCCUUGUCUCUGUGCUCGAAGGAGGGUACGGUCGCGUGCGGAUGGAAUAUGAAGAAGACAAAGGAAGUCCUGUCAGCGACCCACUGGCGCACGAUCGGUCGUCCCCAGACAAGGAUGCCAACAACACAGCCCCCCUCGUCCUUGACACCCUGCAAGCAUCUGCACACGCCCACCUCCAAGCCCUUACCUGUCAAUCGUACUUCGAGCCACCGCCGGUCAAAACGAGGACUUCGACACGGACACCCGUGCCGACGUUCAAGGUCCCGCGAGGCGCCAAGCGAAAAAAGCUCUAAUAUCCGGAUAAUUGUUCCACUCGGGUUACGAACCGUAAACAUCCGGAUAAUUGUUUGAAACGGU
Aphanomyces invadans is the source of this 2172-nucleotide messenger RNA. RefSeq lists its product as hypothetical. The transcript has 9 exons. NCBI's taxonomy places the organism in Eukaryota, Oomycota, Saprolegniomycetes, Saprolegniales, Verrucalvaceae. The record is from RefSeq and is a predicted model, not a curated record. The coding region runs from base 9 to 2108 and encodes 699 amino acids. Gene Ontology annotation, molecular function: protein binding.